Messenger RNA from Micromonas commoda, 1869 nucleotides. RefSeq lists its product with no specific name. Gene Ontology annotation, molecular function: single-stranded DNA binding; ATP binding; 5'-3' DNA helicase activity. NCBI's taxonomy places the organism in Eukaryota, Viridiplantae, Chlorophyta, Mamiellophyceae, Mamiellales, Mamiellaceae. Gene Ontology annotation, biological process: DNA replication. The coding region runs from base 1 to 1869 and encodes 622 amino acids. The record is from RefSeq and is a predicted model, not a curated record. The transcript has 2 exons.
AUGAGGUCGCCGCCUCCCCCGCCGCCGCCUUCUCCGCCUCCCCCUCCGCCGCCUCCUCCUCCACCCCAAACGCGCACCCCGCCCACUCCGGACAGAUCCCCGAUCGCGUUGCGCGACGUCCUCCUCGAGAAGGGCAUCGUGCUCACGUCCUACACCCCCGGGCAGCACCGCAUCGUGUGCCCCAGCUGCGGGGGCGGAUCCACCGCGGAGCGAUCGCUCGCGGUGCACGUCGACGACGACGGCGCCAGCUGUCAGUGGAUGUGCCACCGCGCGACGUGCGAGUGGACCGGGGGGGCCCGACGACGGGGAUCGGGAGCGGGGGGCGCGCCCAAGCUGCCCGCCCCCGAGUCCCUCGAGCGCGUCGGCCCCGGCGCGCUCACCGAUAACGCGAAGGAGUGGGCGGACUGGCUCGUCUCGCGCGGGAUCUCCCUCGAGGUGGCGGAACGCAACGGGGUAGCCGCGCAGCGGGUCUUCUCGCCCGCGGCUGGCGAGCACGUCAACGCGCUCGUGUUCCCGUACAUGCGCGACGGCGAGCUCGUCAACAUCAAGUACCGCGGCUCGGACAAGUCCUUCUGGCAGAUCAAGGGCGCGGAGAAGAUCAUGUUCGGUCUGGACGACAUCGCGGGGUCAUCCGAGAUCGUCAUCGUGGAAGGGGAGAUGGACAAGCUGGCGCUGGAGCAGGCUGGGAUCAAAAACGUCGUCUCCGUUCCCGACGGCGCUCCCGGCAAGGUUCGCGACGGAGACCUCCCCGCGCCCGAGGAGGACCGCAAGUUCGAGUACCUGUGGAACUGCAGGGCGGCGCUGGACCCGGUGAGCCGCAUCGUCAUCGCGGUGGACAGCGACGGGCCGGGGCUGGCGCUCGCCGAGGAGCUCGCCAGACGGCUGGGCAAGGAGCGGUGCUACCGGGUGACGUGGCCAGAGGGGUGCAAGGACGCCAACGACGUGCUGCAGAAGGAGGGCGACGCCGCGGUGCGCGGGAGCAUCGACAACGCCGAGGGGUUCCCCCUGCGCGGGCUGUUCCGGUUCAGCGACUUCCAGGACGACAUCUCCAACUACUUCGGCGUGAGCGAGGCGAGCGAGAUGAAGGGCGUGAGCACGGGAUGGCGCAGCAUCGACGGGCACUACCGACCGGUCCCCGGCGAGCUCACCGUCGUCACCGGCGUGCCCAACAGCGGCAAGUCCGAGUGGGUCGACGCGCUCAUGUGCAACCUCGCGGUGCAGCACGGGUGGACGUUCGCGCUGUGCUCGCUGGAGAACAAGGUGCACGAGCACGCGCGCAAGCUCGUCGAGAAGUACACCGGCGAACCGUGGUUCGAGGGCAAGUACGGGGGUAAAAAAGCCCGGAUGCGUCCGGAGACGAUGCGCGCGGGGCUGCACUGGCUCGACAACCAGUUCGUGCUGAUCCGCCACGAGGACGACGAGCUCCCCUCCGUGGACUGGAUCAUCGGCCUGGCGCGCGCGGCGGUCAUGCGGCACGGCAUCCGCGGCCUCCUCAUCGACCCCUACAACGAGUUGGACCACAAGCGGCCGCAGGGUCAGACGGAGACGGAGUACGUGAGCCAGAUGCUGACGCGGAUCAAGCGGUUCGCGCAGCACUACGACGUGCACGUGUGGUUCGUGGCGCAUCCCCGGCAGCUGCACAACUGGCGGGGCGAGGCGCCCGGUCUUUACGACAUAUCCGGGUCGGCGCACUUCAUCAACAAGUGCGACAACGGCAUCGUGGUGCACAGGAACAGGGACGAGAAGCUGGGCAGCUUGAGGGAGGUGACGAUCCACGUCGCCAAGGUGCGGAACAAGGUGGCGGGGGCGAUCGGGGACCCGAAGCUGGAGUAUAACCUGACCAACGGGAGGUACGAGGACUUGAAGUGA